This is a messenger RNA of Exophiala spinifera, 609 nucleotides long. RefSeq lists its product as uncharacterized. NCBI's taxonomy places the organism in Eukaryota, Fungi, Ascomycota, Eurotiomycetes, Chaetothyriales, Herpotrichiellaceae. Gene Ontology annotation, molecular function: acyltransferase activity, transferring groups other than amino-acyl groups. Bases 1 to 609 code for a protein of 202 amino acids. The transcript has a single exon. The record is from RefSeq and is a predicted model, not a curated record.
AUGGCUCUAGCCCAGCGAGAUGCACAGGAAUCGGACAUUCCCACGCUUUGCGACAUCUUCUUCGCCGCAUUUACAAAUGAUCUCGUCAUGUCACAAACUUUCCCGGAUGUACCAGACGUUCGAGCCUUUUGGGAAAGUAUCUUGAAGAAGGGUUUGGAGGAUCCAAAAUGUCACACGAGGUGUAUCGUCGAUACGACACUAUCUGGAAGUCCUGUCGUUGCCUACUCGAGAUGGAUUGCCUGUAACAAGGAUGAGGUCCCCCCCGAGGGGCCCUUAUACCCUACUGGAGGCAAUGUGGAAGUUUGCGAAGCCUUUUUCCCUCAAUUGAGGGACAAGAAGCUGGAGAUCAUGAAGGGCCGGGAGUACUGGUAUCUAGGUCUCCUAUGCUGCAGACCAUCGCACCAAGGCCAGGGAGCCGGACGUAUGUUGAUGCAAUAUGGCAUUGACCUCGCAGACAAAGAACGAAAAGAAGUCUAUGUGGAAGCAAGUCCUCCGGGAGCACCUGUCUACAGGAAGUUUGGAUUCAAAGAAGUGGACAGGGUGGUGAUGUUUGAUGGACAAUUUACGGAGCUUUUGAUGCUGAGGGACGCUCAGAAGGCGGGUGCAUAG